AGGAUUUUAAAUAAUAGUAAGUCACUGGAAUCAUUAGAAUUAUUAAAACAACGAAAUUUCAGAUUUCAGUGCAAAAAUUGACCACAUUUUCCAGAAAAAAACAGGUGAAACUAUAAACAUUGAUUUACUGCCAGACAGGUUGCUGUUAUUGUCAAUAAUGACGAGGAUUCAAUAGAUAAACUGAUGCCAAUUAACAUGGGAACCCAACAUGGGAACGAUCAAACAGCACAUUUUGCCUCACUUGACAGGAAAUAGUCAAACUUUAAUGCAGAAUUUGCGUUCGGCCAGGUUGUCUUUCCCAGCCAUUUCAAUGGCACUUUUGCAAAAGAGUUUGGCUUCUCUAGAUUUUGAUGACGCUAUUCGCGUCAAUUCAACUUUCUACAUCAAAAUGAACUGGAGUUUGUACGAAGACAUCACCACCGCCUAUAUCAAAUCUGGAAAUGCUUCAGGCCUUGCCAAACUGGUAAAUUCUAUACUGCCAGAUGGGGAAGAAGAUGAAAUGAAAAGCGAAGUGAUUGAAUUAUCCGGUCAAAUAAUUGGGUCAAUUUUAAAAGAGAUUUGCGAACAAACACCUUCCCGACAGCUGGAAGUAAUUGAGCCUCUUUUAGAAGCUUUUCGUGAUCAGUGAUUGACCCUUUCUUUGAGCGUGGCCCAAUUUGUGCGUGACAAAGUAUCAGAAGGCCAAUUGACUCCUGCUGCCGUUGAUC
This is a messenger RNA of Daphnia pulicaria, 707 nucleotides long. RefSeq lists its product as uncharacterized. The transcript has 5 exons. The coding region runs from base 209 to 628 and encodes 139 amino acids. The record is from RefSeq and is a predicted model, not a curated record. NCBI's taxonomy places the organism in Eukaryota, Metazoa, Arthropoda, Branchiopoda, Diplostraca, Daphniidae.